This is a messenger RNA of Lagopus muta (rock ptarmigan), 1983 nucleotides long. It is a transcript of the gene CCT8, whose product is annotated as chaperonin containing TCP1 subunit 8. Gene Ontology annotation, molecular function: ATP hydrolysis activity; ATP binding; ATP-dependent protein folding chaperone. The coding region runs from base 89 to 1750 and encodes 553 amino acids. The transcript has 16 exons. The record is from RefSeq and is a predicted model, not a curated record. Gene Ontology annotation, cellular component: chaperonin-containing T-complex. Lineage: Eukaryota; Metazoa; Chordata; Aves; Galliformes; Phasianidae. Gene Ontology annotation, biological process: protein folding.
UGGCUGUGCCUGCGGCUCCGCCUCGCUCACCGCGCAUGCGCGCUGCCAAUCCCGGCAUCCUGAGGCGCGGCGCGAGCAGAGCGGAGCCAUGGCGCUGCACGUCCCUAAGGCCCCGGGCUUCGCCCAGAUGCUCAAAGAGGGAGCGAAGCAUUACUCAGGACUAGAGGAAGCUGUCUACAGGAACAUCCAGGCAUGCAAAGAACUUGCUCAAACCACCCGUACAGCUUAUGGACCCAAUGGAAUGAACAAAAUGGUAAUCAACCAUCUGGAGAAGCUUUUUGUUACAAAUGAUGCUGCUACUAUCUUGAGAGAGUUGGAGGUCCAGCAUCCUGCUGCAAAAAUGCUUGUGAUGGCUUCCCACAUGCAAGAACAAGAAGUUGGAGAUGGAACUAACUUUGUCCUUGUUUUUGCUGGAGUCCUUCUGGAGUUAGCAGAAGACCUUCUGAGGAUGGGAUUAUCAGUCUCAGAGGUGAUUGAAGGAUAUGAAAAAGCGUGCAAGAAAGCUCUAGAAAUUCUUCCAGAUCUGGUGUGCUGUUCUGCAAAGAACCUUAGAGAUGUUGAUGAGGUGGCAUCUUUGUUGCAUACUUCAGUAAUGAGCAAACAGUAUGGCAAUGAAAGUUUUCUGUCGAAGCUUAUUGCUCAGGCCUGUGUUUCUAUUCUGCCUGAUUCUGGUCAUUUCAAUGUUGAUAAUAUCAGAGUGUGCAAGAUUGUGGGUGCCGGUGUCUCUGCUUCAUCAGUGCUACAUGGCAUGGUUUUUAAAAAGGAAACUGAAGGAGAUGUUACUUCUGUCAAAGAUGCAAAAAUAGCUGUGUAUUCCUGCCCUUUUGAUGGUAUGAUAACUGAAACUAAGGGCACCGUACUCAUAAAGAAUGCUGAAGAGCUGAUGAAUUUCAGCAAGGGAGAAGAAAACCUAAUGGAUUUGCAAGUCAAAGCUAUUGCUGAUAGCGGCGCAAAUGUAGUUGUAACAGGUGGCAAAGUGGCAGACAUGGCACUUCAUUAUGCCAACAAAUACAAUCUUAUGGUAGUCAGGUUGAACUCAAAAUGGGAUCUGAGAAGACUGUGCAAAACUGUUGGUGCAACAGCCCUACCCAGACUGACUCCCCCUACUCUAGAAGAAAUGGGUCACUGCAAUAGUGUGUAUUUAUCAGAGGUUGGAGAUACGCAAGUUGUUGUGUUUAAGCACGAAAAGGAGGAUGGUGCUAUUUCUACUAUACUCAUUCGUGGAUCUACAGACAAUCUGAUGGAUGAUAUCGAGAGAGCAGUGGAUGAUGGCGUGAAUACUUUCAAAGUGCUCACAAGGGACAAACGUCUUGUUCCUGGAGGUGGUGCAACAGAGAUUGAAUUGGCCAAGCAAAUCACAUCUUAUGGAGAGACUUGUCCUGGGCUUGACCAAUACGCCAUCAAGAAGUUUGCUGAAGCAUUUGAAGCCAUUCCUCGAGCAUUGGCAGAAAAUUCUGGAGUAAAGGCAAAUGAAGUCAUAUCCAAACUUUAUGCCAUGCAUCAGGAAGGCAACAAAAACGUUGGAUUUGAUAUUGAGGCUGAAGCUGCUGCUGUGAAGGAUAUGUUAGAAGCUGGCAUACUAGACACAUACCUGGGAAAAUCCUGGGGUAUCAAGCUGGCCACAAACGCAGCAGUAACUGUCCUACGAGUGGAUCAGAUUAUUAUGGCAAAAACAGCAGGCGGUCCAAAAGUCCCUAAGCAACAAGGACAUUGGGAUAAGGAUGACUGGAGAGAUGAGCCUGACAAGUAGUAUCAAUCAUAAUGGCGAAACCAGCUGGUGGUCCUAAACCUCCAUCAGGAAAAAAAGACUGGGAUGAAGACCAAAAUGAUUGAACAAUUGUACCACUUAAUUACACCAUUAUGUGAGUUUUGUAAUAUUCCAGUUGGGACCUGUCAUGAUGUGUUGGUCUCUUGCCUUUAAGUUAUGAACUGUAGCCAGUAGAGUGCAGAACUUUGAAUGAACACUUCAAUAAACUUACUACU